Austrofundulus limnaeus is the source of this 2855-nucleotide messenger RNA. Its product is annotated as coagulation factor VII. The coding region runs from base 817 to 2454 and encodes 545 amino acids. Gene Ontology annotation, biological process: blood coagulation; proteolysis. The transcript is spliced from 10 exons. The record is from RefSeq and is a predicted model, not a curated record. Gene Ontology annotation, molecular function: calcium ion binding; serine-type endopeptidase activity. Gene Ontology annotation, cellular component: extracellular region. Lineage: Eukaryota; Metazoa; Chordata; Actinopteri; Cyprinodontiformes; Rivulidae.
UUCCGGUCCAGAUGUUUUGUUUUGGUCCAGAUGUUUCAGUUCCGGUCCAGAUGUUUUGUUUUGUCCCAGAUGUUUCCGUUUCGGUCCAGAUGUUUCGUUUUGUUCCAGAUGUUUCAGUUCCGGUCCAGAUGUUUUGUUUUGUUCCAGAUGUUUCAGUUCCGGUCCAGAUGUUUUGUUUUGUUCCAGAUGUUUCAGUUCCGGUCCAGAUGUUUUGUUUUGGUCCAGAUGUUUCACUUCUGGUCCACAUGUUUCUGUCUGACUCCAGAUGUGAGGAAGUGCCUUGCUCAGAGGCAGGUUGCUCUUUGUUGUGUUUCUGUAUUUAUUGUAUAAUUUAUACAUAUUUUGCUGUUGUUGUUUGUUGUUGUUGCGCCCCCUGCAGGUGCUGCCUGUAAAUACAAACACUCCAGAAAAAUAAACUCACUGCAGAAACUCUCUUUGUUCUUCUUGUUUUGCUUCUGGCAGCAGAAUCUCUGGUUUCACACCAGCAGCUUUAAUACAUGUUUAGAUGAAUUAAAAUAUUAAAUAAAAGAUGAUUUUAUUUGUAAAUCAGCUUUAUGUGGGCUCAGUUUUCCCUGCAGCUUGUCUCACAGGAUGUUUGUUCUCCACUGAUAAACAGGAGUUUCAGAACCAAGCUGCUGUCCUUCCUCUUCAUCAGAGGCUGCAGUGACCUUUGAUCUUCUAACUCAGUCUUCUCUUGUGCUCUGCUGCUGUGUGUCAAUAUUUGAGCUGUGGUUAAACAUCAGCCCAUCAGCUGGACCUCUGUCCUUCUGUCCCUCGUCCUCCCUGCAAACAGAMGCUGGAGGACAGAAGACGGACAUGUUGUCCACAACGUUGACUCUGAGCGCUCUGCUGACCUGCUGCUCGCUGAUCCAAUGUUCAGUGUUCGUGGACAGACCCACUGCUGCGCAGCUGCUGCGCUCCUCCAGCAGGAGGCGCCGUGCCAACUCCUUCUCCCUGGAGGAGCUCCUGCCAGGAGACCUGGAGAGGGAGUGCUACGAGGAGCACUGCUCCAAGGAGGAGGCCACCGAGAUCUUCCAGACCCACGAGACCACGAUGGAGUUUUGGUUCCGAUACAUAAAUCUGAACCCCUGUCGCACAAACCCAUGUCUGAACGGAGGCAUCUGCACUCUGGACCGAGAAGACUUCCUGUGUCUCUGUCCUCCCACCUACAAGGGCAAGACCUGCGACACAGUGGUGGCAGAGUGUCGGUAUAAAAAUGGCGGCUGCCUGCAGUACUGCAGAGACCUUCCAGGGGGCGCUGAAGUUCAGUGUGACUGCGCUGAAGGAUUUAAACUGGAGAAGGAUGGGAAGAGCUGCACACCAACAGUGACAUUUCCCUGUGGUCGUCAGCAAAUGGCUGCGUUGUACAGCAGUCGCUCUCUGUUGGAUUCCUCUGAGGACGACAAUGAUACCAUGGAGAUGGACUACAUGUUGGAUUACAUCACAGACAAACGAGUUCCUGAACAUAAAACCACUCACAGAGGAGUUCCUGAACACAACGCUACACAAAGAGGAGUUCCUGAACACAACACCACACAAAGAGGAGUUCCUGAACACAACACCACAAAAAAAGGAGUUCCUGAACACAACACCACAAAAAAAGGAGUUCCUGAACACAACACAGAGUCGUCGGAGGACUCCAGGACAGUGAAUGCAACACACAGCUGGACAGGUGGGAAUGAGACGGCACAGAGGCGGCGGGUGGGGGCGGAGAUAUCUCCUCGYAUUGUGGGAGGGAACCUGGAGAAGCGAGGCGGGAGCCCCUGGCAGGUUCUGAUCCACCGGGCUGAUGGUUUUGGUUUCUGUGGAGGGACUUUGGUGUUGGACCGAUGGGUGGUCUCUGCUGCUCACUGCUUUGAAGAGUCUGCAGACUAUGUGACUAUAGGUAACUACGACAAGAAACGCUCAGAUCCUGGAGAACAGGUGAUCAAGAUCCAGGAGGUCUUUAUCCACCCUCAUUUCCAUGCCUACACCUAUGAUAGUGACAUUGCCCUCCUGUACCUGGCCCAGCCAGUCCUCAGGGGUCCUACAGCAGCCCCCGCCUGCCUUCCAGACACCCACCUGUCUCGAUACCUCUUGAGGGACGAGUUCCGGGGAGUGGUGACGGGCUGGGGGGCCACCAGGUACAUGGGGAGCUCCUCCCGCUUCCUGAGGAAGGUGACGCUGCCAGUGGUGAGCCACCAGGCCUGCAGCGCCUCCACGGAACAGGUGAUCACAGACAACAUGUUCUGUGCCGGGUACCUGGACACGGACAUGGACGCCUGCAGCGGAGACAGYGGCGGUCCAUUUGUUGUUCACUACAGAGGGACGUGGUUCCUGACUGGAGUGGUCAGCUGGGGGGAGCAAUGUGCCGCUCAGGGGAAGUACGGGGUCUACACACGACUGGGAAACUUCCUCAGCUGGAUCAGAGACACCAUGCAAAGACUGGACCAGAACAGAACCCUGAGCCUCUGAGGACGAAGGUAUCAAAUCUGGACCGGACAUGGGCUAUGACUAUCAGACCUGGGUCACAAUCAAUCCAGGAGGAGCUCCAGGAGAAAGAAAGUCCAGUCUUGUUCCUGCUGGACAAGGAGACAGUCUGAUCCAGAACAUGGAUUGAACCUGAGCAGAACUUAGUGAGUAAUGGACCUUGGUGUUGUUGAUUUGAGAAACUUUUCAGUUCUGGUUCUGUUCUGUAAAGUUGUUCACUCAGAUCCCCACUUUUAUCAGGACUGCAGAGUGGAACAAGCCACUUCCUUAUUCUUCAAUAAGCCCCGCCCAUUUUUGGGAGAGCCCAAACUGUAAAUCUGCUGACAGAGAUGUGUUGGGACUAAAACUUUGCACUUUUUCCAAUAGAAAUAAACACAUGCAGAGAA